UGUAAACAGUUCCGAUCGUAUUUGUAUGGCAGGAAAUGUCAGGUGCGCACCGACCAUUAUGCCCUGCAGUUUCUCCUUACAUUCAAGGAACCGCGGGGGCAGAUGGCCCGAUGGCUGGCGCAGCUGCAGGAGUACAACCUGCAAAUAGAGUACCGAGCCUGGCGUACGCACGCAAUCGCGGACGCCUUGUCAAGUCGCCCCGCGGUGUGCGCCGAGACAAGGGUGGAGGAAGUCUGCCCGUGCUUCACGGGGGGCCAUUGCCGGCAGGUGGUGGGCCCCCAGGAGCGCACCGAGUCUACCCCCCCCCCCCCCCGUGAGAGACAGUGCAGUAUGCGCAACAGAGACCCCGGCAGGGGGAACCAGGGACCCGGUGGACAACUCGACGGGCAUGGAGCCCACACCCUGGGGCCCGACGUGUCGCCCAACCCCACCCGAUCGGAUCCAGGAGGACGUCGGCUGCGCCUUCCCGGGCCUGGACGACGAGCAGCUGAGACGGACCCAGCUGCGGGAUCCAGAUCUGGCAGCGGUGGAGACGGCCCUACGGUAGAAGAAGGAUGUCCUACCGGGACCCUGGAGUGGUUUGUAUGCCUGGUUGUGCGUGCAGAACGGGGUAGUAUGGGAAAUAACCGAAGCCGGCCAGCCGGGAUGCAACUGCGUUCCCGCCCAGGUGCGGCCACAGCUGCUAAGUCUGGUACACGACCACCCGCUCGGGGGCCAUGACGGGGAGCAUCGCACUCGGGAAACCCUGCGUCACCAGUAUCUCUGGCCCAAGUUGUCACAAGACGUGGCCACCUGGGUGCAGGGCUGCCGCGCGUGUCAGCAAUGCGGGCCGAAACCGGCGCGCUAUCAGGUACCCCUGAGACCGUUCCACGUCAGCCGAACGAACCAGCUAGUUGGGAUCGACCUGCAGGGACCAUUCCGCGAUUCCACCGGGGCAACCGGUAUGUUCUCGUAGCGGUGGAGUACUUCACACGCUAUCCUGUAGCGGUGGCCAUCCCCGAAAAGACAGCCCUCAUAGUGGCCCGAGCGUUCGUUGAACACUACGCACUUAAGCAUGGGAUCCCCGAGCGACUCAUUACUGAUCAAGGUAGUGAGAUCGAUGCAGAGCUAUUCCAUGCGCUGUGCCGGGAGUUCGGAAUCCAGAAGGACCGAACUACGGCGUAUCACCCCCAGGCAAAUGGGAUGGUAGAGAGGAUGAACCAGACCCUAGCCGGGAAGCUUAAAUGCAUGGCGGCCGCGAAUCAACAGGACUGGGACGAACAUCUUCGCUACGCUCUGUUCGCCUACGCCACCAUGGUACACACAUCUACGGGACAGACCCCGUUACUAAUGAUGUUUGGUCGAAAGUCUCACCUGCCUACAGAUCUGCUGUUCGGUGUCCCUCCGCCGCAACGGGAGGAAGGGAGCUGCCCCAUGGACCACCUGAUGGAGACCCUACGAGAAGCUAGGGUCCGGGCCUGCCCGCAAGGCGAGACCGCACACCAGCGGCAGGAGUGGAGCGCCCGACCCCGAAUGGAACCCCCCUUCUACUCGGCGGGCUCUAAGAUGGCCAAGGCUGAAGAGAAGGUGGGCUCCAGGAGCGACGUGCAAUGGAGUGCGCUGCCCACAUCGGACGGCGUUGCCAUCGCCAGUAGUAAAACCCCACGAGAAAUCUUGAAGCUCUUUGGGGAUUUCCUGACCCCCACCGAGAGAAGCGAGGUCCUCACCGUGAAUAACGUCUGGUAUUUCGGCGUCCAUAACAAAGGCUUUGGCACCCAGAACCAUGGCUACGAUGAUGUCUACAACCAUUAUGUCUCGGUCGAGCAUGAGCACCUCAAUUUCCGGUAUGAGGUGCUGAAGAAGGUGGUCGGACCUUACAGCCAGAUCUUCAAAUGCCGUGACCACAAGACCAACACCCGAGUGGCUGUGAAGAUGUGGAGACAGUCAUUCAGUGCUGAGGAAGACCACAGCCAGUGGAUGGAGUACCACAUCUUGCUCCAACUUCAGGACUGGGCUAAUGAUGAUGUCAACGUUGUCAGAAUCCUCGACUUUUUCACCUUCAGGGGUCACAACUGCCUCGUCAUGCAGCUCAUACCGAAAAGACGUCUGUUAAGUGCCGUUGAUUGCACGGCACCCCAGCACAUGGAGAUGACAAUGGUGAAACUCUUCACCAAGUCCAUUCUCAAAUUCCUCAUUCAACUCCAUGCAAAGGGAAUCGUGCAUGGGGACAUCAAGCCGAGGAACAUGUCGAUUAAAGAGCCUGGGGCAGGGACCAUCCGGAUGAUGAGUUUUGAAAACAGCUUUUUGGUGGGACGCCAACGUUCACAGAUUUUUUGUUCCCACGCGUACCUUGCCCCAGAGGCGUACCUGGGCCACAUGUCAUCUUUCCCGGUUGACAUGUGGGGACUGGGUUGUACAGUGGCCGAGUUGGCUACUGGACGCAUCCUCUUUCCGGCCAUCAACAAACACGACCAGCUCCCGUGUUAUAUGGAGACCCUCGGGAUGCCUCCUCAGAAUUUGAUUGAUGGCGCGCCUGGGAGAAACAAGUACUUUGAUGGUUCGGGGAUGCCUUUGAUGUCCGGACAAAGCAGGGUCCCAGGCAGUCACCCCCUCUACCUGGCACUCGGGAGCCAGGACACGGAGUUCCACGACUUCAUUAGCCGCUGCCUGGAGUAAGAACACACCCCCGCCCCCACCA
Petromyzon marinus (sea lamprey) is the source of this 2677-nucleotide messenger RNA. The record is from RefSeq and is a predicted model, not a curated record. NCBI's taxonomy places the organism in Eukaryota, Metazoa, Chordata, Hyperoartia, Petromyzontiformes, Petromyzontidae.